UGUUGUUUUCCUACCGGAGCCGGGAGCACGGCGUUGGGGUGGCGGAGAAUCGCGGCGCGCUGACGGGGAACGCCAUGGAUUCCAGCCGGUAGUACAAGUCGGGGAUUUGGGCGAACCGCCGACCUGAUGGUGCACUGCAUUUCUAUGGUGUGGCGCAAGGUGUUGAGGAAGCGCUGGGUCCUUGCCGUGGUCUUCGGCCUUUCCCUCAUCUAUUUCCUGCGCAGCACCUUGAGACAGCUCACCGCCAUUAUGUGGGAUAUGCGAAUGGAACCUCAGAAUGAUUACUCAAUCUGUUUCUGGAGGCUGAGGUGUUAAAAGAAAAACGAAUGGAUACAAAGGAGGAAAGAACAGUUCUCGACAGAAAUUUGUUGCAGCUUCGAGGCCCUGAACGGCGAAUCGUAUGGAAAGUGCGUUUUAACCUGGGUAACAGCAGUAGACAGAAUGCACAGUGUCGAAACUCCAUCCAGGGUAAACUACUAAUUACAGAUGAACAAGGCUAUAUCUGUGAAAGGAAGAACUUGCUUGUAAAUGGCUGCUGCAGCAUAAAUGCUCCAAGCACGAAAUUAUAUGCAUGUGACACCUGCCUACCUAAUGACUGCUGCAGUGUGUAUGAGUACUGUGUUUCUUGUUGCCUUCAGCCAAAUAAACAACCUCUAUUAGAACGCUUCCUGAACAGGGCUGCAGAAGCCUUCCAGAAUCUGUUUACAGCAAUUGAGGACCACUUUGAGCUCUGCCUGGCAAAGUGCAGAACUUCUUCUCAGAGUGUUCAACAUGAAAACAACUACAGAGACCCUGCUGCAAAAUAUUGCUACGGAGAAGAUUUACCAGAGUUACUUCCACUGUAACCUACAUUGUUAAAAUGGGAAUUACACAGUAACAAAAGCAUAUUUUGUUUGGGCAAACUUUCAUUGUGGAAGGAAUACAGAUUUUCUUAUUAUAAGAAACUACAGUAGUUUUAUUUACUUUACCAGUAUUUAAUUAUUUAUUUAGUUUUAACUUUUGAACUGCCUUGAUUGCAGCAAUCAAGGCAACCAAAUGCCAAACAAUAUCCAUCCAAAUCUGUAAUUAGUAUUGUGGUGAAUAUUGCAGCCUGAGCAGACUACUGCCAGCAAACAAAGAAUCAUCUGCUACAUUAAUUACAGUUUAUUUGCAUAUUUGGAAAUUAAUCUGUGCAAGAUAUGUAAAUAUAUGCAUAUGUUUAUUAAAAUUAAAAUGUACAGAACAUUUGAUUUAUGAGCUGUUCAGGCUUCUUGAUUGUCACUUUAAGUCUUUACAAUUCAUGAAGGUGGCUAAUAUUUUUGAGAUGAGUGAGCUAGGAUAUUUGAUUCUGCAAAGUUGAAUUGUUUUAGUGAAGUGUAGAAUGCAAACUUUGGAGAGUGCUUGGAUUGCUAAUAUUAAAUUAUCUCUAAUUAACCUGAUAAAUAUUGUGCUUACUGUGUAAUAUUCUAUAUUGAUAAUAUAUCAUCAAUAAAAAUGGGGUUAGAAAUUUGUGUUCAGUGGAAUUGCUGUAGUAAUGAAUUCACAUUAAAUUUGUUCUUUGAAGUCUAUAUAACAAAAUUUCCGAAGCCAAGUUCCUUGUGCAUUAUUACAUCAUUUAGUACAUGCAACAGAGAAGUUUUUAUCCUGUGAUAUCUUACUUGAUUUACACAAGCUAAAGAACAUUGGAAAUCUCUGGAUGUUCCUGAUAAUGUCAGCACUUUGAAGGUGACAACCCAUUAAUCUGUGAAAGAUAAAACAAAAGUUUAGGGGGCCAUUUUCUACAAUGUAGAUAAAAUUUUAAAAAAUAGGGAAUAGGGCAAAUUUGAGUUUCCUGACAUGGCUCUUGAAAAAGGCAGUUGAACUGAGAAAAAGGAAAGAAAGCAAUUGUGGAGCUGCAGAUAAAAUGAGCCCAUUUGUCGUAAUAAUCUUAAUUUUAUUAUAUAUAUUCAUUGAAUAUUCAAGGUUAAAAGGCAUUUACCGUGCAUUAUCUUUUUCCAUUGAGUGUCCAAGCUGUUGAGUUCGAUGUAAAGGAUUAAUAAAUGAAAAAUGUUAAAAAGAGACAGUUUUUCUGUAUGUUUUUGUAUUAAAGACAUUAUGAUGUAGAGAGUAUUAUCCUGAGGGCUGAAAUAAAUCAUGUGCUUUCAUGUUUUAAAAAUUUCAUAUGUGAAGUUUCUAUUAACUUAAUAUAAUCUAAUUUAUUUUGUGUAUGCAAUUGAAUUGAUAUGUGACUACAAUAUGUAAAAUCAUAUUUUUGAUGUCACUGGAAUAAUGUCAAAUUAAAUGACAGUCAUGAAAGUUGACAUCUGUAA
Molecule: messenger RNA, 2288 nt
Organism: Hypanus sabinus (Atlantic stingray)
Lineage: Eukaryota; Metazoa; Chordata; Chondrichthyes; Myliobatiformes; Dasyatidae
Gene: spring1
Product: SREBF pathway regulator in golgi 1
Exons: 6
Coding region: 327-845 (172 amino acids)
Biological process (GO): positive regulation of SREBP signaling pathway
Source: RefSeq, a predicted model, not a curated record